UUUUUAUUAUUUUUGUGAAAAAUUGGUAUGCCAAUAACUGAUAUGUACAUAUUUGAAAUUUUUGUUAUUGGCAUAGGGUGCUUAUUAUUGAAAUGCACAUAAAAUGUAUUAAUUUAUUUAUUGGCCCUUACUUUAAAAAUUGUAGAACUUGAGUAAAAUUUGACUGUUAUUUAUUGAAAUGCCAAAAAAAAGGGAGAAUUGUUCUCAGUUCAAUUUGACUAAUGCUGCUGAAGCAGGCAAUGAAGGCAAGUCAAAAAAGUCAGCAGCAAACAAUUUUUCUGUAUCAAAAUCUACAUUACAAUAUAGACUUAAAAAUUCUGACCAAAAAGUUUUUUGUGAACCAGCUCCUGUAUUAUCUGUAUCUAUAUUUUAUAUGUUGAGUGAUAAAACAUAAGACUGUUUUAA
Molecule: messenger RNA, 405 nt
Organism: Sipha flava (yellow sugarcane aphid)
Lineage: Eukaryota; Metazoa; Arthropoda; Insecta; Hemiptera; Aphididae
Exons: 1
Coding region: 179-394 (71 amino acids)
Source: RefSeq, a predicted model, not a curated record